UCCAAGAUGUCAAAAUUUUGCCGCUCUUGAAUUUUGCGCCUGGUUGAGACGUGGACUUCGCUCUACCGCGUUCAUUCGUCUUCGCCUUUUCUUUUCCGUCCUCGUUAUCACCCGGAAUAUCACUGUCUGAGACAGGGAACCUUCGAUCACGAAUCACGAAACAAUGGCUACUUCGCCAUCGAUCAAAGUAUGGGAAGCUCUGUUUGCUGCGCUUGCUUGUUUCAUGUUGGCAAUCCUUUUGUACACGACCAUCACUGAUGGAUCGCCUUUCCGCCUCGAGCUCCUCACACCGUGGCUAUCUGCAACUCUAGUUGACUUCUUUGUUAAUGUUGUUGCUAUUGCGGCUUGGGUUGUCUGCAAGGAAUCAAGUUGGUUAAGUACAUGUUUUUGGGUAAUUCUCUUAGUAUGUUUCGGCAGCAUUAGCACAUGUGCCUAUAUAUUGAAGCUUCUUUUCAACAUAUCAGGUCAAGAUUCUUCACAAUAUCCUCUACAUCUUCUGCUAUUGAGGAAAGAUGGUGAAAGGAACUUCAGUUUCUGGUCUGUUGUCCUUGGAAGAGUUGUGUUUAGUGCUCUGGGCAUUAUAAUGUCAACAAUAGUGGUCUAUACCUUAGUUACAGAUGGUUCGCCUUUCCGCAAAGAAUUGUUGACACCGUGGAUGGCUGCAACUUUAAUUGAUUUUUACAUAAAUGUUUUUGCUAUAUCGGUAUUGGUUUUUCACAAGGAAUCAACAUGGAUCGGCGCAAUCUUUUGGAUAUGCCUUUUAAUAGUCCUUGGCAGCAUAGCGACUUGUGCAUACAUUGUGAUCCAGCUUUUCAAGCGCAGUUGUCCAGGUACAGCAUAUCAUGUUUUACAGGACACUCACCUAAAGCAAGACAAAGAUUCAACUCAAUAAUUCACGCUUGUUAUCUGUUUACUGUGGCACAAACACAUCUAUAAAGGUCAGUUUAUCUCAUAUUGUAUACGUCAUGGAAGAGAGACAGUUGUGUGAAAAAUUUUUAUUUAAUAUCAACUUGCAUAUAUUUUGCGCCUUCACAAAAUUUGGAAGUUUGGUUUGUAAUAUAUAAAGAAAACUGUUAAUUUUAUUAAUGACAUCUUGAUGUUUUUUA
Messenger RNA from Phalaenopsis equestris, 1106 nucleotides. RefSeq lists its product as uncharacterized. The coding region runs from base 164 to 892 and encodes 242 amino acids. NCBI's taxonomy places the organism in Eukaryota, Viridiplantae, Streptophyta, Magnoliopsida, Asparagales, Orchidaceae. The transcript is spliced from 8 exons. The record is from RefSeq and is a predicted model, not a curated record.